Messenger RNA from Tripterygium wilfordii, 1767 nucleotides. Its product is annotated as plastidal glycolate/glycerate translocator 1, chloroplastic. The record is from RefSeq and is a predicted model, not a curated record. The transcript is spliced from 8 exons. The coding region runs from base 41 to 1606 and encodes 521 amino acids. Lineage: Eukaryota; Viridiplantae; Streptophyta; Magnoliopsida; Celastrales; Celastraceae.
CUCUUUGAAUUCUCAACGUUUUCAUUGCUUCUUUGCCCCAAUGGCUUCCACUUUAGCCAUACAUCCAUUCUUUUCUAUCAAUCACAAGCAUUCAAGUUUUUCUUUCAAACCCAGCUCAAAUGUGCGUAAUAUCUAUGUAAAGAAGGCAACUUUUGCUCUCAAAGGAUAUCAAAACAUUCAUAAACGAUGCCAUCAGAGGAAUUCUUUGGCACCCAUUAGUGUUUUUGAGUCCAAUAUCUUGUUCUUACGAAGGGGUUAUCAAGAAAGCGUCAAUAGACGAAGAAUUUCAAUGAAAACAAUGAGUGCAAGUAGUGGUAGCACCAGUUCUACUGCUUCACAAACUGUGUUGAAGGUCUUGCAUUUACUUCUUUCGCUUGGGAUUAUACUUGCGAUGGACAAAUUCUUGAAAAAGGCCUUUGUUGCCGCCGCUAUAAAGUUCCCAAGUGCACUGUUUGGUAUGUUCUGCAUAUUUUCUAUCUUGAUGAUUCUUGAUGUUACUGUCCCUGCUGCUGCCACAAGCUUGAUGAACUUCUUCGAGCCGGCUCUCUUGUUCAUUCAGAGAUGGCUUCCUUUGUUCUAUGUUCCCUCAUUAGUUGUCCUGCCUCUUUCUGUUAGAGAUAUCCCCGCCGCUUCAGGCGUCAAGAUUUGCUUCAUUGUAGCUGGAGGCUGGCUGGCUUCGUUAUGUGUAGCGGGUUUUACAGCCAUUGCAGUCAGAAAAGCUGUGAAGACGGAAAUGAUAGAUGCUGAACCUAUGUCAAAGCCACCCCCCUUUUCUUCCUUGGAGCUUUGGACAUGGAGUGGUAGUUUUCUGAUAGCAUUUGCUGCUGCAUUACUAUAUCCUACAGCAUUGGGGACAAGUGCUAGAACGUGCCUUCCAUUCCUUCUUGCGUCCACCGUGUUAGGCUACAUAGUUGGUUCCCGGUUCCCGUCUGAUGUCAAGAAGGUUUUCCAUCCAAUCAUCAGCUGCGCCCUAUCUGCAGAUUUGGCAGCAUUGGCAUUUGGCUACCUUUCCAAAUCUGGACUUGAUCCUGUUCUAGGAUACUAUCUUACAAAGAUGUCAUCUAAUCCUGGAGCCGGCGAUGUGCUAAUGGGGUUUUUGGGAUCUGUUAUUCUUUCUUUCGCCUUCUCAAUGUUCAAACAGAGGAACCUCGUCAAGAGGCAUGCUGCUGAGAUUUUCACAUCUGUCAUCCUGUCAACACUAUUCUCCUUGUAUUCAACCGCGCUCAUCGGACGUCUUGUUGGAUUAGAACCAACUUUGACAGUAUCAAUUCUCCCCAGAUGCAUAACUGUUGCAUUAGCCCUAAGCAUCGUCUCGUUUUUCGAUGGUGCAAAUUCAUCUCUAACAGCAGCUGUUGUUGUAGUAACUGGUCUAAUUGGUGCAAAUUUUGUGCAAGCAACACUAGAUAAACUACAGUUUCGCGAUCCUAUCGCUCGAGGCCUAGCAACUGCUUCCAGUGCACAUGGACUGGGAACAGCAGCAUUGUCGGCAAAGGAACCAGAAGCUCUACCAUUUUGUGCCAUUGCUUAUGCUCUUACUGGUAUCUUUGGCUCUUUGAUUUGCUCAGUUCCUGCAGUUAGACAAAGCUUGCUUGCCAUAGUUGGCUGAAGCUGCAGUUUGCUGCUUAAUUUAUCAACAUUAAUUCUGGUUGUAAUUGUGUCUUCUGUAGACAGCAAAUACUACUACUAGUUCAAUACUACCCAUUUAUUUAUGUGAAUUGAUGUGUAUAAGUCGAACAUUUGACUUUGUAGAGAUCUCGAGUUCGAGCC